GGGUCCACCCCUGGACACAUGGGGCGGGGGAAAGUUGGGUUCUCCAACCCCCCGCGUCUGGCACUACUGAAGGCUGGCGGGGGGCAAGCGCGAGCCGGAUUUGCUGCUCGCAGGGGCACGUGAACUCCUCGAAGGCGGGCUCCGCCUCGGCGCAGGAUCCCAGUUUCUUCUCCAUGGGAAUGUGGUCGAUUGGUGCGGGGGCCCUGGGGGCUGCUGCCCUGGCACUUCUCCUGGCCAACACAGAUGUAUUUCUGUCCAAGCCCCAGCAAGCAACCCUGGAGUAUCUGGAGGAAAUAGACCUGAAAACACUGGAGAAGGAACCAAGAACUUUCAAAGCAAAGGAGCUCUGGGAAAAGAAUGGCGCUGUGAUCAUGGCGGUGCGGAGGCCGGGCUGCUUUCUCUGUCGAGAGGAGGCUGCAGACCUGUCCUCCCUGAAGCCCAAGUUGGACGAACUGGGUGUCCCCCUCUAUGCAGUGGUGAAGGAACAGAUCAAGACUGAAGUGAAGGACUUCCAGCCCUAUUUCAAAGGAGAAAUCUUCCUGGAUGAAAAGAAAAAAUUCUACGGUCCCCAAAGGAGGAAGAUGAUGUUUAUGGGAUUUGUCCGGCUGGGUGUCUGGAACAACUUCUUCCGGGCCCGAAACGGAGGCUUCUCUGGAAACCUGGAAGGCGAAGGCUUUAUCCUCGGGGGAGUUUUUGUCAUGGGAUCAGGAAAGCAGGGAAUUCUUCUUGAGCACCGAGAAAAAGAAUUUGGAGAUAAGGUAAACCCAGUUUCUGUUCUGGAAGCUGCUAGGAAGAUCAAACCACAGACUUCAGCCUCAGAGAAAAAAUGAUUGUGUGAAACUGCCCAGCUCAGGGAUAACUAGGGGCUUACACCCGUGUUCACAGGAUGUUAUGUUUCCACUCACGUCCCUAAAGAGUUAGAAACCCACUUAUGCCAUGUUCUCAGUAUAGAUCAUUGAUGUAUUUUAGUACUGUACUCUGUUUAGGCUCAAUAAGACAAAAUAGCCUCCAAACAAGACUGAUACAAAUCUAAGAAAUGAGUGAGGGUUAUUUCAGCGAAAAUCUGGAAAAUAAGAGGCUCAAAGUGGAUCCCGUUACAAACAUA
Rhinolophus ferrumequinum (greater horseshoe bat) is the source of this 1105-nucleotide messenger RNA. It is a transcript of the gene PRXL2A, whose product is annotated as peroxiredoxin like 2A. Bases 174 to 830 code for a protein of 218 amino acids. The transcript has 6 exons. The record is from RefSeq and is a predicted model, not a curated record. Lineage: Eukaryota; Metazoa; Chordata; Mammalia; Chiroptera; Rhinolophidae.